UCAUUCAUUCAUUCAUUCAUUCAUUCAUAUUCGUUACGAUUAAUAAUAUCUCUUCUAAACUUCCCAAGGGGAAGAAAAACAGAAACAAACCCUAGAAACCCUUUUGGAGUAUUUUUCUUCUGCCAUAAAAAAGAGAGGAAAUUUCGAAUUAAAUUGACGAAGGGAGUAGAUGGGGAAGAAGAAGAAGAGAGUGACGUCAUCAGAUAUAUGGUGUUAUUAUUGUGAAAGAGAAUUUGAUGAUGAAAAGAUAUUGGUUCAACAUCAAAAAGCCAAACAUUUUAAAUGUCAUGUUUGUCAUAAGAAACUUUCUACUGCUGGUGGUAUGUCUAUUCAUGUUCUUCAGGUUCAUAAAGAAACCGUCACUAAGGUGCCAAAUGCUAAAGAAGGCAGAGAAUCUACAGAUGUUGAAGUUUAUGGGAUGCAGGGGAUCCCAGCUGCUGUGUUAGCUGCUCAUUAUGGAGAUGAAGACAAUGACAAUCCAUCAAAAGCUGGAAAGUUGGAGAUUCCUUCUCAAGCUGGCAUGGUACCUGGUCCAUUAGGAUAUCCUCCAACGAUGCCGCCCAUUAGGUACAAUCCUGGUUUGGCUAUCCCUCGUCCUGGUUGGCCGGCUCCACCUCGUCCACAGCCAUGGUUCACCCAGAAUCCUGUUGGCUCAGUUCCUCCUCCUGCACCUAUAGGAAUGAUUCAGCAGCCUUUAUUCCCGGUUCAGACCAUGCGGCCUCCUAUCCCAUCAACUGCACCACCAGGGCUUCAAACCUCAUUUCCAGCUGCUCCUCCAGGAUUGUCUGCAUCAACACCUUCUGUUAUGGUAUCUCAGCCGUUAUUUCCUGUUAUUGCUAGUAAUGGCAUGCCUUCUCAAAGCUCAGCGUAUUCUGCUCCGACACUUUCUACAAGCAUUCCAUUAAGCUCCCCUUUAGACAUGCCAAGAGGUUAUCUUAACCCUGGGUUUCAAGGUGGAGUAGCAGUUAGUUCUCAUUCCUAUGCUUCUGGGCCCAAUACUGGUGGUCCUUCAAUUGGACCACCUCCUGUAAUUGCAAAUAAAGCACCUGCUGUUCAGCCAGCAACAAAUGAGGUCUACUUAGUUUGGGAUGAUGAGGCCAUGUCUAUGGAGGAAAGAAGAAUGUCUUUACCAAAGUAUCAGGUGCAUGAUGAAACUAGCCAGAUGAGUUCGAUUGAUGCUGCCAUUGAUAGGAGGAUAUCGGAAGGCAGGCUUGCAGGUCGCAUGGCUUUCUAGAAGUUGAUUGAAGAAGUGUGGCAAUUUUUGAAUCGUUGACUGAUGGAGUUUGCAAACGUCCUUUGUUCUUCAUGAGGUGCUUCUAAAGAAAUAUAAAGUUUGCUUCCUGUCAUGUGGAAUUGAUUGUGUUAGUUGAUUAAAACUAGUGGCACAUCGCAUUUGAGGUUUUAAUUAAUCUUUUAAUGUUAAUCAGUAGUGAUGAGUCAAAAGAGAACGUGUAAUUUACAGAUUUUUUAAUUGGUCCUUACAACAAUUCAGUCGGCAUAGAAAAAAUCAUGUUAUCUUCAAGACACUUAGAUUAACGACAUUGAAUGUCUUGUAAUAUUUAUGCGAGAUGUGCGCAUCUGACUUCUAAGUGUUGCUGUAAACAUGUGUAGAGAUACAUUCGGGAAUGAUGUCUGUUCCUUAUGAUUUAAUGGCAUGUUAUCUUUUGUAA
Messenger RNA from Erigeron canadensis, 1670 nucleotides. Its product is annotated as protein SUPPRESSOR OF FRI 4. The coding region runs from base 170 to 1234 and encodes 354 amino acids. The transcript is spliced from 7 exons. The record is from RefSeq and is a predicted model, not a curated record. Gene Ontology annotation, cellular component: nucleus. NCBI's taxonomy places the organism in Eukaryota, Viridiplantae, Streptophyta, Magnoliopsida, Asterales, Asteraceae. Gene Ontology annotation, molecular function: DNA binding.